Messenger RNA from Colletotrichum godetiae, 904 nucleotides. RefSeq lists its product as uncharacterized. Lineage: Eukaryota; Fungi; Ascomycota; Sordariomycetes; Glomerellales; Glomerellaceae. The transcript has a single exon. The coding region runs from base 80 to 610 and encodes 176 amino acids. The record is from RefSeq and is a predicted model, not a curated record.
CACGGGUUGUGUAAUUUCUUUUGCCCGUCGCCAAGCAAGAAGAGUAUUCACCCGUGCCGCCACAGCGGGAUUCUGUUGAAUGCCCAACUCCUUUCAGAGAGUCAAAGUGCUUAUUCGCCUAUCACUUGUCAAUGUCACAGCUAGCGCGUGUUGGCGACCACGGUGGGCUCCCCACCAUCAACCCCAUUCGCCGUUGACUAGCUCGACGUGCAAGCUGACCAUGCGAACUCAAGACACUUGUCUCUUGAUUGCCUCGCACAAGAGCCGGGAAUCCCGGACAGGCGCAUGUUCUGUGCAAGGGGCACGUGGAAAGCCACAAACCGUUCUUCGCUUGAAAUAUGCGGCACGCCUCCUCGUUGUUGCACCAGGCGCGAUUCGAAAGGUAAUCAUCUGCCGACCUUCAUCGAUCUUCUCAUAUUCGCCGUCCAAUGUGAAGCCAAGAACGAAUUUCUGCGCUCGACUGCUUCAGUGCCAAUUGCUUGUCAACUUUCCAAUCCAACUCAACAGUAAUUAUAAGGUGAUCAGAUGGCACUUAGCGGCUGGUCUGGGCAUUCGGCUCUUGUUGAAGACGGCAAGAAGCGGGAGCUGGCGCCGCCAGAAAUUGCGGUAGUCGAUCGAUCCGACAACAGGCCUUCCGGCACAUACGUAGCGAUUCCUAUUUCGACGGAGCCCAUGGCCUCCAGGAACAAACGAUCGUGGUUCCGGCGAUACUGGAUUUUCGUGCUGGCAAUGGCGAUCCUCAUCGUUGGUGGCAUCAUCGCCGGAGCCGUUGGAGGAAUUGCUGCUUCUCACCAGGCAGAACAGAGGGGUUCUGAUUGAGCCUGUGAAGAACAAGAGGAAAUUUGAAUCGAAUUUGCAGAACUGCGGGCUAUGUAAGUCAUUCGAAUGAACCGCCCGGCUUAUG